Schistosoma margrebowiei is the source of this 306-nucleotide messenger RNA. The record is from the annotation of a GenBank genome assembly. Lineage: Eukaryota; Metazoa; Platyhelminthes; Trematoda; Strigeidida; Schistosomatidae.
AUGGGGAUAUUUCUUACAGUGUCCGCCAGUUCCACAGGUUACAUUCCAAAUAGAUCCCAAGUCCUUCCUCCAUUAAGAGGAAGCUUUCCGUUAGAUCAUCAUGGCGUAUGUAAAGUUGCUAUGUUGGAAUGGACUCAAUGUAUGAAAAAGAAUCAUUGGAAUAAUUCUUUAUGUAGAUCUGAAGCGGCCGGUUAUUUGCGUUGUCGAGCAGAGAACAAUUUAAUGGAUCCUGAUGAAAUCUCUUUGCUUGGAUUUACUGAAGAAGAAUGGAAUCAAACUAAUAAACAUUUCGAUAGUAAAACGUAA